Phaeodactylum tricornutum CCAP 1055/1 is the source of this 783-nucleotide messenger RNA. RefSeq lists its product with no specific name. The record is from RefSeq and is a predicted model, not a curated record. NCBI's taxonomy places the organism in Eukaryota, Bacillariophyta, Bacillariophyceae, Surirellales, Neidiaceae. The annotation marks the transcript as partial. The transcript has 2 exons.
GUGUUCGUCGUCACUGGUGCCUCGCGGGGAAUUGGGCUUCAGUUUGUGAAGACUUUGAUCCUUCGUGCUAGGGGAAGCAUUGUGGCGUGUUGCCGAUCUCCGGAAAAAGCUGAGCUGCUACAAGAAUUUAUUGCUACCUUAGAAGAUCCCCGUCGCAUUCGCAUUGUCUCUCUCGAUUUGGAAGAUCAAACGUCCAUUGAACGCGCUGGAGCCGAAAUAAAAGAAAUGUUUGGCCGAGUCGACAUGCUACUCAAUGUAGCGGGGCUUCUGGGUGACGCCAAAACAACGCCUGGACCGGAACGUUCGCUGGCGAAAGUUGAACGAGAUUGGUUUGAAAAGACGUUGGCUAUUAACACAAUUGGACCAGUUAUGUUGUCAAAAGAACUGUCGCCGUUGAUGAUGCAGCGGCGCAAGCGAAAAAGUAGUGACAACGAUACUGAGACGCGAGCUGUAGCCGUCAUUGCAAGCCUAAGUGCACGGGUGGGUUCUAUAUCGGACAACGGUUUGGGAGGGUGGUAUAGUUACCGGAUGAGUAAAUCGGCAUUAAAUCAAGCGACACGAACAAUGGCGUUGGAAAUGAAGCGAUGUUCAACCUGGUGUAUUGCACUGCAUCCCGGUACGACGGAUACGGACCUGAGUAAACCAUUCCAGUCUAAUGUCAAGGAUGGAAGUCUAUUCCCCGUUGACUUUACAACGGAAAAGUUGAUGAAUGUCAUUGACUCCAUGACCGAAAACAAUUCAGGCGGUCUUUAUGAUUGGGCCGGCCAAGCCAUUUCUUUUUGA